Molecule: messenger RNA, 2619 nt
Organism: Culex quinquefasciatus (southern house mosquito)
Lineage: Eukaryota; Metazoa; Arthropoda; Insecta; Diptera; Culicidae
Gene: Arl8
Product: ADP-ribosylation factor-like protein 8
Exons: 4
Coding region: 369-929 (186 amino acids)
Biological process (GO): protein transport; anterograde axonal transport
Cellular component (GO): lysosomal membrane
Molecular function (GO): GTPase activity; GTP binding
Source: RefSeq, a predicted model, not a curated record
CCGCAAAGAAAAGUGAUAGUGUCAGGGAGGAAGAGAAAAAAGUGCUGAUCGUCGUCGUCGUCUGAGCUGAAGAAAAAAAAAGUCACGAAAAACGCAGUCUGGUUGCAGUAAUUUCUAUUUUUCACCACCUUUCUCCGGCUCGAUCCCGUCUGUUCCGGCCGUUCCGUGGGGCCCAGCUUCGUUCGCGUCGGCUUGCAGUUUCGGGGCCAAGUGAUUCCGUUCGAUUUGCUUGGCGUAAACAAAAAACGAGCUUUUCGAUUUCCGACUUCUUUUUUUUUACCUGGGAGGAGUCUGUGCGGAGAAAAGGACCCCACUUUUUCGUCGAUUUGCCUUGGGAACCUGCGCUAGGAGAAACCGAGCGCGGCGGAAUGUUGGCCCUCAUCAACCGGAUCCUGGACUGGUUCAAGAGCCUGUUCUGGAAGGAGGAGAUGGAAUUGACCCUGGUCGGGCUGCAGUACUCUGGGAAGACCACCUUUGUUAACGUUAUUGCCUCGGGCCAAUUCUGCGAGGACAUGAUCCCGACGGUGGGCUUCAACAUGCGCAAGGUGACGAAGGGCAACGUCACGAUCAAGGUGUGGGACAUCGGCGGCCAGCCGCGCUUCCGGUCGAUGUGGGAGCGGUACUGCCGCGGGGUGAACGCCAUCGUCUACAUGGUGGAUGCGGCCGAUUUGGACAAGAUGGAAGCGUCCCGGAACGAGCUGCACUCGCUGCUGGACAAGCCCCAGCUGGUCGGCAUUCCGGUGCUGGUGCUCGGCAACAAGCGGGACAUUUCCGGAGCGUUGGAUGAAACUGGACUGAUUGAGAGAAUGAACCUGUCCAGCAUACAGGACCGGGAGAUUUGCUGCUACAGCAUCUCGUGCAAGGAGAAGGACAACAUUGACAUCACGUUGCAGUGGCUGAUUGCUCACUCCAAGAGCCAAAGUCGUUAACUUUUUUUUGGAAACAAAACAAACAAUUGUAAAGAAGGGUGGGCAUACGUGCGACUGAUCGGACUGACAAGAGAGAGAAAAAAUAUCCCCAAAUCAUUCAAACCAACCAAGGAAUCCACCAGAAGAGCAAACCCUCACACACAAAAUAUCUCGGAAAGGCCGAUUCCGAAUCUCAGCGGGAAAGUGCGAUUCGCGUAGAUUUUAGCAGGCGAGCAAAUCGAACGAACUUUUAAGGCAGGAAAGAACAUGAGCAACAUAACUUUUGGGGAUCACACCGGAUGAAAGAAGAAGUGAGUGCGCGCGCAGAUUAAGCUAGGAGCGAAAAGAAGUUUGUUUUAAGUUUUACGUUCAUUUUAAUGCAUUAACAAAGUACACGAAUUUGAAUAUCAUGUGAAAGUGAAAUACAGAGUUAAACCCAAUCAAGAAACGCCAAAAACAAGCCCCAUCACAACAAAAGAAAAACCUUAAACAGAAGCCUCCACAAAUCGCGCGCGAAAACACUGGCAGAAAAAAAAUAGACGAAAAAGUCUGCUUUUAGUAAAAAAGAAAAAAACAAACAGUUUGUUAUAAAAGUGUGAAACAUGUGAGUGAGUGAGCGGUCGCGUUUGUUUUACGUUUUUUUGGUUUUAGGGACACAAUUGUGACACGAUUUCCGGGUUUUUUUUUCGUUGCAAUGUUGAUUUUUAACGCGGUUUUUUUUAUUUCGCACCGCGCGAGUGUAAUUGUGGAUUGUGCGAGCGAGUGAAUUGACCUUCAAUUGAUAGUAUAUAAAAUAUCCCAAAAAGAAAAACAAAACACAGUUAAAUCUUUCAACAAAACAACCGUAAUUAUAGCGUUACUGAUAUUUUCAAUGUUAAUCGCAGGUAAACAAGGAAAUCACACGAAACUAAUUCUUUAUUUUUUAUGAAAAUUUUAAUCAAAAGCUUUUUAUUCAUAUUUUUAUUUUGUGUACGUUUUUCCGAUCAUAUUUUACACUUUCCGGUUGUCAUUUUUAAGAGCAUCAUCAAAAGAAAACAUAAAAACACUUUUAUUUAAGUUAAGUUCCAACCCAAUAAAAUAAAUCGAUUGUGUAGGUUUCGCGAAGUGAUAUGUUGAAUAAUGAUAGAAAAGCAAACAAGAAAUAAUAAGUAAAGUAAACGAGCAAACCAUCUUCCGCUGGGCCAACACACACGUUAGUUGCCAUUUGUUGAAAAUUGAAAAAAAUAACGCUUUUCUCACUUGACCAUCAUCCCUUCUAAAAUCAACCGUAUUCUGUCGUAGUAGUUUGGCGUUUAGCACGUUCUCGGGUAGGAAAUUUAGAGAGAGAAAUUAGCAGCAGCAGCAGCAGGAAAAGUUCCGUUCCCGUUUUUACCUUUAUCAUACUGCAAGUAACCGUUAGCUUCUUGUUCCUUCUCAACAUUCUAACCCAUUUCAGAAUGCACACACUUCCUUUUCCCGCGCGAUGUUUCCGUUUAGUGUGUUACAGAGAAUAAAAAAAAAACAACCAAAAACACAACUACAAAAAAUUAAGACGAAUAAAUUAAUCGAUUAUGACAGCAGCAGCAGUAAGAAGUCAGAAGAAGAAAAACUAAAAACAAAAUUCUAGUUAGUAGAUGAAUAAUGAAACUAGAAGAAAUGGAAAGAAUAAAAAAAGUAAAACAAGUGGUAACUAAGAAUGAAUAUGAUUAAUAAUAAAUUGAUUAAUGAAACU